This is a messenger RNA of Owenia fusiformis, 2069 nucleotides long. The record is from the annotation of a GenBank genome assembly. NCBI's taxonomy places the organism in Eukaryota, Metazoa, Annelida, Polychaeta, Sabellida, Oweniidae.
ACCAAAACAUGUGAAGUAAAACUAGUUUUUCCUCUUGAUUAAAUAAACCGUUCUCUAUUUUGAAUCCGUAUAACGAGUAGAUUAAGAUGCCUGAGGCAGGAUGCUUCCGACAGAUAGAAGAAAAGCAUGUGUCACAAGAGGUCACCACCAUGCUGUGGUCUCCCAAGAUGGACCUUGUUGCCCUAGCAACUGUGCUAGGAGAGGUGGUGCUGCAUCGACUUUCCUGGCAGAAGGUGUGGACAUUGGCGCCACCUGGUGAAGAGAUCAAGGUUAGAGGAUUGGCUUGGCGACCAGAUGGGAAAGUGUUAGCAGUAGGGUACAGUACUGGAACUGUCCAGUUGUGUGAUGUUGAGAACUCUGACUGCAUACAUAGCAUUACUCUACCACAUGGUAUCACAUGUCUUCAGUGGGUUGCCGAGCAGAAUCUGAAUGACGAAUCUAAUGCGAGCCAAUCAGAGAACUAUUGUGCAGAUACUAGCGACACCUUUUUGCCAAAACUGCAACCAUUGAAUAAAAGUUAUGGUACUAUUGCCAAAGGACAAAGUGAGGACAACGUGGAAGAUGGGAAGAAGCUGAAAGGACAAACUGAGCUAAAUGUCCUGGUGAUAGGAAACACACUUGGUACCAUUUCACUGUAUGCAUAUGGGAUCUUCCCCGUAGCAACCAUUGACAUGACAUCUGCAACAAAUACUAAGAUUGGAAAUGUGUACUGUGGGGGGCUAUCUCAAGACCUUAGACUUCUUACCCUGAUGGUUGAAACUCUCCAAGGAGAUGCACAGACCUCUGACAUAUCUAUACUCUCAAUUGACACAAGUUUACUUGCCUCAAGACACAGGGAGUUGAGAAUACUUGCCUUAAAGUUUGGACAGAUCCUCACCUUGCUCUCGUAUGCCCAGGCCACUAUCCGUCAGAUGAAGGAGGCUUGGGAGGACAUUCUGCUGGAAAUGGAUACAAAACUACGCAAGUUUGCAGAAGAGAAAUAUAAGCUGGUCAGUGGAACUGUUAGCAAUGACUUCCUAGAGCUUCUCAUGUUUGGAACACCCAGUUCAGAGUUGCAGUCCUUCCUGCUCCAUGAGCUCACAGAGAAGGGGCUGAAGAAGUUGGGCCACUCAAUAGAAACUUCGUAUUCCAAUAUACAAAAAUUGGUGCUAAAACAUUUACAAAGUGUAGGGCAAUCUCUGGUGUACUACCUGACUGAGUUAAAAGGCAUGUCUCUGUGGUAUGACAGGUUUGGUGUGUUAGGUCUUUCGCCACAAUGCAUACAAGAUGCAUUGAAUGCAGCUGGGACCUUUAUGUUGAAGUCAGUUGAAUUACAACAAGUGAUAGAUGGCAGCAUGAAAAAUUUCAAGGCCUUUUUCCGAUGGCUCUAUGUGGUGAUACAGCGAUUAUCGAAUGAACCUAUACCUCCAGAACUGAGCAAAAUGACACAACAAGACUUCAACUUUGUUGCAGAAUUUUUAAAGGAGAACUUUACUGAGGAACAAGAUGGGAGUAGCGGGAGUGCUGGAUUCAAACUUGAGAGGGUCGGUCAGUAUUUGAAGGAUGAGGACCUUGCCCAUCCUCCUGAUGGCGCUAAUAACCCAUGGACAGACCUACUCAAUACUACACCACUACUCAAAGAUUCAUUAUACCCCUGUGCAGAGAACAAGUCAUUGACUCAAGUGUUCAGUGAUCUGAAAGAUUCGAUAGAUGCAGCUGUGAAUAAACCAUCAAUGACAAUAGGGCAAUCUCUGUUCCAUGGCGGCAUCUAUUGUCUGUUCAAACAGCCUAGUGAGACUUCUGGGAAAUCUGAUAAACUUCCACCCUACAAACCUACAAUUACACAACAAACUGUUUCCACAAAUGGUCAAAUGAAUCUCUUCACAGCGUUUCUUGAAUCGAACAGUUCGUGUGAACACUGCUACAUAUUGAGACAGUCUACACAACUCACUCAUGGAGCUGUUGUCAUGGAGAUGGUUCGUAUUGAGUUCAAACAUCUUGGACCUAUAGAUCUCAAUAGCAGUUCAGCUGCAAGGAGAUUUGAAUCAUACUGGUGGCAACUUCAAAGUGUGAAGGCUAUCCUGAAGUGA